AUGGACAAUGAAGGAUUCGCUGGCCGUGCCGCCGGGUUGAUUGGCCUUGGACGCGGCGAGGUGUCAUUGGUGUCACAGGUGGCGGAGAAGUACGGUGGAGUCUUCUCUUACUGCCUCCCAUCACGCUUUAGCUCCACAGGCUACUUGAUGCUGGGAGCUGCCAUGAAUCCACCUAAUAUCAAAUUCACUCCAAUGCCAACAGAGUCAAAUAACCCAUCAUUUUACUUCGUCGAGCUAAUCGGAUUAACUGUUAGAGGAAAAGAUCUUUCGAUACCAUCGUCAGUGUUCACUAAUGUCGGGAAUAUUAUCGACUCCGGCACCGUCAUCACGCGACUUCCAACGGAAACAUACACCGCCCUUCGCUCGGAAUUCCGGCAACAUAUGUCCAGCUAUCAGUUAGUGCAGCCAUACGACAUAUUGGACACUUGCUACAACUUCACUGGGUAUAGCAGGAUUACGAUACCUGCAGUUGCUCUGCAAUUCAGUAAUGGUGUUAGCCUUAAUGUCGAUGCCUCAGGGAUACUCUACUUCGCAAGCCCUUCGCAGGCUUGCCUCGCCUUUGCUGGCAAGGAUGAUGAGAAUUUUGUGUCCAUUGUUGGGAACAUGCUGCAGCGGACGUUCCAUGUGGUCUACGAUGUGCCCAACGGGAUGAUUGGAUUUGGUUCUCGAGGUUGUGGUUGA
Molecule: messenger RNA, 681 nt
Organism: Elaeis guineensis (African oil palm)
Lineage: Eukaryota; Viridiplantae; Streptophyta; Magnoliopsida; Arecales; Arecaceae
Product: aspartyl protease family protein At5g10770-like
Biological process (GO): proteolysis
Molecular function (GO): aspartic-type endopeptidase activity
Source: RefSeq, a predicted model, not a curated record